AAUUACAUGAAGAGAAGGUAGGAAGAACAAGAGAGUCUCUCUCUCUCUCUCUCAUAUCCACUUCAUAGUAAGUUCAUAAUCCAUAACUCACCAUGGACAAGACAUCAUUGUUCUCCAUUCACGAAGGAAAGCAGAUUCGAUGCAAAGCAGCAAUAUCUAGGAAACCAGGAGAAGCAUUGGUGAUAGAAGAGAUCCAUGUGGAUCCACCUCAAGCUUAUGAAGGACCGCUUGUAAGGUUUCCUAUGAUUCUAGGACAUGAAGCAGUCGGUGUGAUCGAGAGUAUUGGUGAACAUGUGAAUGGAUUUCAACAAGGCGAUGUCGUUUUGCCAGUGUUUCACCCUCAUUGUGAAGAAUGUAGAGACUGCAAAUCCUCAAGGAGCAACUGGUGUGCAAGAUUUGCCGAUGAUUUCGCAUCAAACACAAGACGAUAUGGAAUGACUUCUAGAUUCAAAGACUCUUCGGGAGAAGAUAUUAACCAUUUUCUCUUUGUCUCAAGUUUUUCUGAAUAUACCGUCGUAGAUAUCGCACAUCUCGUCAAAAUGUCUCCUGAUAUUCCGGUUGAUAAAGCGGCAUUGCUCAGCUGCGGUGUUUCCACAGGAAUUGGAGCAGCUUGGAAAGUGGCUAACGUGGAAAAAGGCUCCACUGUUGCAGUUUUUGGCCUUGGUGCUGUUGGACUUGCGGUUGCAGAAGGAGCCAGGCUACGUGGAGCCGGCAGGAUCAUUGGUGUUGAUCUCAAUCCUGAAAAAUUCGAGCUAGGUAAAAAAUUUGGUUUCACGGAUUUCAUCAAUCCUACAUUGUGUGGAGAAAAGAAGAUUAGCGAGGUGAUUCAAGAAAUGACAGGAGGAGGAGUUGAUUAUAGCUUCGAAUGCGUUGGUUUACCUUCUUUAUUGACCGAGGCUUUCAACAGCACCCGCACGGGUUCAGGAAAAACGGUAAUGUUGGGGAUAGAUAAGCAUCUAACGCCAAUAAGUUUGGGUAGCCUUGAUCUUCUUAGAGGCAGACAUGUUUGUGGAAGCUUGUUUGGUGGUCUUAAACCCAAACUGGAUAUUCCGAUUCUCGUUGAUCAUUACUUAAAAAAGGAGCUUAAUCUGGAUAGUUUCAUAACGCAUGAACUGAAAUUUGAGGAAAUCAACAAAGCUUUCGAUUUAUUAGUACAAGGAAAGUCUCUCCGCUGCAUUCUAUGGAUGAACAACGACAAGAACGACUUCCCCGAGGGCUUCACUUUCGGAUCCGCCACUUCUGCUUAUCAGUUGAAUGAUAAUGAAGAUCAGUCUAGUCUUAGUCAAAUUGAUGUUCAACAAUUAUCUUUUCUAAAAUUGAUAGGUAACCUAAGUAACGGAGACAUAGCAUGUGAUGGGUACCAUAAGUACAAGGAGGAUGUGCAGCUCAUGGUGGAAACUGGCUUAGAUGCCUUCAGAUUCUCCAUUUCUUGGUCUAGGCUUAUACCAAAUGGAAGAGGUCCUGUUAAUCCCAAGGGUCUACAGUUCUAUAAGAACUUCAUUCAAGAACUUGUAAGCCAUGGAAUUGAACCACAUGUGACACUGUUCCACUACGAUCAUCCUCAGUAUCUUGAAGAUGACUAUGGAGGAUGGAUCAACCGCAAAAUCAUCCAAGACUUUACUGCUUAUGCAGAUGUUUGCUUCAGAGAGUUUGGGCAUCACGUUAAAUUCUGGACCACGAUCAACGAGGCUAAUGUAUUCACUAUUGGAGGAUACAAUGAUGGGAUCACACCACCUGGCCGUUGCUCCUCACCGGGUAGAAACUGCUCAUCAGGAAACUCUUCAACUGAACCAUAUAUCGUAGGCCAUAACUUGCUGCUUGCGCACGCCUCUGCUUCACGACUAUAUAAGCAAAAGUACAAGCCACUAGGGUUUACAUCUUCUACAAGCUCCAAGGAUGAUGACAUUGCAAUUCAAAGAGCCAAAGAUUUCUACUUCGGCUGGAUGCUUGAGCCUCUUAUAUUCGGAGACUAUCCCGAAGAAAUGAAAAGAACUGUUGGAUCAAGACUGCCAGUUUUCUCAAAGGGAGAAUCAGAACAAGUUAAAGGCUCAUCUGAUUUCGUAGGAAUCAUUCACUAUCUUGCAGCUUCGUAUGGUGUUGCUCCAUGGGCUAUGGAAAGUGUCCUUGAGUAUAUAAAGCAGAGCUAUGGCAAUCCUCCUAUAUACAUUCUUGAAAAUGGUACACCGAUGAAGCAAGAUUUCCAGCUGCAACAAAAGGACACACCAAGGAUUGAGUACUUACAUGCUUAUAUUGCUGCUGUGCUCAAAUCCAUAAGGAAUGGAUCAGACACGAGAGGUUACUUCGUAUGGUCAUUUAUGGAUUUAUAUGAGUUAGUGAAGGGAUACGAGUUUAGUUUUGGAUUAUACUCUGUCAAUUUCAGUGAUCCUCAUCGUAAGAGAUCUCCCAAACUCUCUGCUCAUUGGUACUCUGCUUUUCUCAAAGGCAACAACACUUUUCUUGGUUCUCAAGGCAUCAUGCAGAUGCAGAGAAACUCGUCUUCUUCAGCUUCUUCGUAGUAUAAUGUUGCAUUUAGAUACUCUCAUGAAUCUGAUUCCUUCAGUUAUGAGAGUUAUGAAAAACAUCAGCCUCUCUGUUUUACUGUGUUUGAACUGCUUGCCGUUUUAAUGUAUAUCAUCCGAAUUUUAUUUUUCCC
Arabidopsis arenosa is the source of this 2653-nucleotide messenger RNA. Lineage: Eukaryota; Viridiplantae; Streptophyta; Magnoliopsida; Brassicales; Brassicaceae. The record is from the annotation of a GenBank genome assembly.